AACAAUAGCCGGAUGGAGACCGAUUGAGAUCUGCAGCACUUGUAGAAAAAAAAACACGGGCAUUUAAAGAAAAAGGGGGGCAAAAAAAGAAAGAAGGAAAAAAACAGGUGGCAGAUCCGGCAACAGUUCGCGCUGUCCUGAUCAUCCUCUGCUACAAUAACAGGCUGCCAUCUGAGAAACGCUGAGAUACAGUGCGCAGGCUCUCCCAGCGCUGUUCUCCAGCAUCAAAACCCCAGAGCAACGCACAGUGGACGCUCGGCCCGACACCUUCCAGGUUCGAUUGUCAACGUGUAAACCCCAAAGACAAUUCUGGAAAUCAAUAUUCAAUCAACAUUCAGAGGCGACAGAGGAGAAAUUCUCCUGGAGAGAGGAAGAGAGAGAGCGCUCUUUUGGAACAUUAGUCAGUGGGAGAACUGCUGCUUUGUGUCUCUCAUUUUUCCUCUGCUGAACUCUCCUCAGAAGGUCAGAGGAGCAUGUAACUGAAACAAGUGGAGCCCUCGGUGAUUUCAGCAUUCUGUCUCCCCCAUCUGUGCCUACAUUCUCUGCUACAGAUAGGGACGUUUUUGAUAAUUACAUAUAAUUAUAAUUUCUGUGGGAGACAGAUCUGCUUCUGUCUAUUAUUGCCAACACCUCCAACACAAUAACUUCACACAUUUACAUAUUUCUCAACAAAAGUGAUAUUCUUUGAACCUUCUGAGACAAAUCAGGAAUAAUUUUACUUGGAGAGACAUGUCACACAAGCAAUGCGCCAUUCAGUUCAUGUCUAAUUAGUGAUACAGUUGAAUGACACAGGCGACUUUUUGUGCCUAAAAGCUGAAUACAGAACGUUUCAAUUCUGUGACGUUUGCCUCAUUUUGCAAUGUGUUUUACAGGCUGGGAGUCAUUUCCUUGGUUUAUGCUUACUCCUAAUUUUCAGAUGUUACAGUCUUUUAGCACUUAAGCUGAGCCUCCCUCAUUAUCACCCCCGGCCAAAUCACAGUAACAGUCCGUGCCAGGCAAGUACUGAUGCACAUUAAUCCCACCAUAGAAAGAUUGAGAUAAAGUACGUGGUGUGUCUAUAGAUGUGAUGAGUGCCUAAAACAAGUUAACAUGGAGAUAAGUCCCUGCUCCAGAGAAACUAGGCAUUAUUAAUAGGCGGUUUUCAUCAGUGGUGCAGUCAGUUAAUACAAUUUAAUUGUUUACAAUGCCAAAAAACACCAAAUAUAUGAAAAGAAUUAUAGAUUUCAUAAUUUUUUCCAGAAAAGAAUUGCUUACAGCUUAAAUAAGUGCCAGUUCUUAAUAUAUGUAGUGCCAGGCUGAAAUAGUCAUCCAGGAAUGAACAAAACAGAUUGUUUACAUCUGACAGAAUACGGGCCAUAGACUAUUGUUCAAGUGCCACGAUCAGCACAGGAAUGUAUGGGACUGCCAUAUUUUAUUGAAAAUACGUGCUACAAAUUUUUACUGGCCUUUGUGGUUACAGAAAAAUUAUUCCAUCCAGCAGUACGUCAGAUAUUUGUUCUUUUGUUCAGUGGCACAUGUAGAACAAGGCAUUUAGGACUAAAAGCAUGAAGAUUGUUGUUUUCAAUUUGUCCUUUUUACAAAGAUGCAUCCAUUUUAGUGUUCUAGACUUAAGAGGUGUCUUUGGAGGGCAAAAGAUGAAGUCAUUACGCAUUCAGAGUUUCUUUCUAGCAGUAAAUUAAAACCAUUUUAACACCAUUAUCAACAAUUAUUGAAACCUACCAACUGAUUUUAAUAGUGUUGGUCCUUUUCAUUUGUAUUGUUCCUGACUUUUUCGAUUAUUACACCAUAUAAAUACUCAGUUUCUACUGAAUGAAACUACUGAUACAUCAUCAAUAUCCAGUAGGUUGUACAUGCUACUUGAAUAUUUCACAUGCCAUUUUAGUGGGUUAAACUGCAAAAGCGGAUACAGUGUUGCAACUGCAUUGACUCAACAACAGAAAAUAGAUCUCUUAGUCAUGUAAAAAUGACGCCCACCACCAAUCUCAGAGUCCUCGCUGUCUCCCUUCUCUCCCUCCUUACUGCCCCACUUACCACUGUUGUGGAGACCUCUCCCUCCCCCCCUCCUCAACACACAGACCUCUCAGGGAGGCCGUUCACCGAGCAGCCCAAGACAGGCCCCAGCCCCUCUCUCCUGCUCCUUGCCAUGCAGGCCAAUAUCAGGCCAGCUGCUCUCCAGGGCAGGACCAAAACCCCUGAGAAACUUCCAGAAACCUCAGAGGGAGUUCUGGAAGUGCCUCCGAAACCCCUUCCCCAGGUCAUGUUCCCCAAGAAUGUGACGUCAGCGGAAGCCCUUGCACCUCCCUUAGGCGCUGCCCAGGUAGCGCCCAUUCCACCCCGCCUGAUGGAUGCUUGGAUGGAUGUAUGUCGGGGUUAUUAUGACGUAAUGGGACACUUUGACAGCGCUUUCAACUGCUCCAAGGACACCUUCGUCUUUUGCUGUGGAACCUGCCACUACCGCUUCUGUUGUCCAGAGCGAAGUCGGCAAUUGGAGCAGGACAGCUGUAAAAACUAUGACUCUCCACACUGGGCCAAGCCACAGACUGACUCUAUGAUCACAACAGAGGAAUUAGGUGACCCAGACCCAGACUUUGAUCCACUGAAGCAGCAGAGCCACAACACGGGCUUCGUCAUUGGAGGAGUUAUUGUGUUCAUGGUGGCUGUCGCUGUGGGCAUCAAGGUGGUCUUCAACAAGGUGCAACAGGAAGCCAACCAAAGGGACCUCAACAUGCCCAGAGCCCUGGUUGACAUGUUGCGGCACCAGUCGAGCCCGGUCCAGCAGGAUGAGAGAAACAACAGCGUGGCUCUGGCUGUAGGGGACGGACAGGGGACACUGGGGAGAGCUCCGAAAAAUCUUUAUGCCCCAGGACUGCCCAGCAAGGACAACAGAUUGGGCAAUUUGCAACACAAUUUCAUCCACUCAUCAGGCUCCAGCCCCAAACACACCGCAACUAUUGAACGCACCCCUCGAAUGAACAAUGCUCAGCUGGCAGCUGGAGGCACCCUGCUCUCCAGUAAACACAACAACACCAAAUCCCAGCCUGCCUUCCACCACUCCCUGCACAACCUGGCUCAGCUGCCGCCCUCCUAUGAGAGUGCCACCAAGCCUGAGCUCAACAGAUACUCCUCACUCAAACGCCUCGAGAAAGGUCUCGAUGAGUACUCGUCUGGUUACUGCACCACCAAGCGCCGGCCUCACACCGCCCAGCCGGCCCUCCAGUCCUCUCAGCACCACCUACACUGGGGUGGAGACUACACCCUCAGUGGGAGAGGAACCCUCCCCAGGCACGCAGUCCGUCCCUGGAUCCCGCCGCCGCCUUCUGGCAUGCCUGCCUCACCCACCCCCAAUCCUUACCCUCUGGAUCCCCCGGAGCCACAGUACAACCCCAAUUACGACACUCUCUCCAAGCCCCCGAGGAAAGUUAAGUCCACUGACCAGCUGCUCAACAUGGGUGAUGUCCCUGGCAACACGGGGACUCUGUCCAGGCUGUCCAAGAACCAGCAACACCAGUACUACAAAGCCAUGGCUGCCUCCAAUAAGAACUCCAACACGCAGACCCUCACCAGGAAGCCGCAGGACAGGAGAGAGGAGAGACAACAAGAACGGCUGCUCAUGUCCCCAGACCAUUUGGAGGAGAGAAUGGGGGUCGGUGGGAUGGGGGUUGUAGAUCCGUACGCCCACACAGGAGGGAUUGUCCCCACGCUGCCUCGCCAGCAGAAGGCCCAGUCCCAGCAGAACGUCUGCGCCACGCCGUCCCUCGACCGCCACCACAUGAUCAAGAUGAACUCUCACCCCACAUCCGGACGAGAGCAGGAGAGGAGCACGGGCAUGACGGGGCACAUGAGUGGGGGCAUGGGCUGGGCGGGGGAGAUGCCUGGGGCUGGGGUAGUCAUGGGAACGGGAACACUAGGGGGCCACAGCGCCAGGAGGAUGGCUUUUGCAGCGAAAAGGCAGAACACCAUUGAGCAGCUACAUUUCAUACCGGGAGGGGGUGGUGGGGGAUCAGGAGGAAGUGGAGGAGGGAGUCAGGGGAUCAGGACAGGGAGUAAAAAUGAGGUGACAGUGUGAGGUUUGUGCCUGUAGAGUUUACCCCUCAUCAAAGGUAUGGGAGUAGAUCACCCUUCUGCAUUUAACUAUUAGAUAUACAACUACAAAACAUAAAACUAGAAGUAUAAAGUAUAGUAACAGUAUAUAACGUGUUUAGGCUAUUCAAAUUAGUGUUAUCUUGUAAUAAAUAGCUUAAAUAUGAUUACUUAAUUAAAAAUCUAAGUGGGAAAUAUCUGUUCCAAUUAUGUGAUAGCCUACAUCAGCCAUAUUUUGUAACAAAAUUUGCCAUAUUGCCAUAUACAGCGGUGCCAUUAUUUGUAGAAAGACUGACUGGAAGGGUGAAACAAAACUAACAGAAGUGUUGUUCAUUAUUUUGUUUUUAUAUAUGUUUUUCAAAAAGUACUCAGGAGCCAUAUUAGAUAGGG
This is a messenger RNA of Morone saxatilis (striped sea-bass), 4470 nucleotides long. RefSeq names its product protein shisa-7 (gene shisa7a). The transcript has 6 exons. Gene Ontology annotation, biological process: regulation of AMPA receptor activity; regulation of short-term neuronal synaptic plasticity. The record is from RefSeq and is a predicted model, not a curated record. Gene Ontology annotation, cellular component: postsynaptic density; postsynaptic membrane; dendritic spine membrane. Lineage: Eukaryota; Metazoa; Chordata; Actinopteri; Moronidae. Bases 1964 to 4066 code for a protein of 700 amino acids.